This is a messenger RNA of Salvelinus fontinalis (brook trout), 7095 nucleotides long. RefSeq names its product leukotriene C4 synthase (gene ltc4s). The coding region runs from base 2770 to 3246 and encodes 158 amino acids. The transcript is spliced from 5 exons. Lineage: Eukaryota; Metazoa; Chordata; Actinopteri; Salmoniformes; Salmonidae. The record is from RefSeq and is a predicted model, not a curated record. Gene Ontology annotation, biological process: leukotriene biosynthetic process. Gene Ontology annotation, molecular function: enzyme activator activity; leukotriene-C4 synthase activity; glutathione transferase activity. Gene Ontology annotation, cellular component: nuclear envelope; endoplasmic reticulum; membrane.
UGUCCAACAUUUGAUUCACAUUGUUAUCACAUUACAGUUAAUCAUGAUGAUGGUUGAUAACUUUCUUCCAUCUGUUUUCUUGUCCUUGUAAUUAUUUUUGCAUCAAGUAGCACAGGAAAGGGGAGCUCCACUCAUCGGGGGCCUGACGGACGAGUCGACACACUUUUGCCCUAGUUGACACACACCUGAUUCCACGUAUCAAAAUAUCAUGGUGUUUAAACAGAUGUAAUGGCUAUGGCUGGGCAAAUGUGUGACUGACACUAAUCAGGCCCCUGAGGGCUACUCAUCCCUGAUAUGGCAUAGGAUCUAUGCUGAUAUCAUAGCUAGACAUGCAGUGGAUUCGGAAAGUAGUUCGGACCCCUUGACUUUUUCCAAAUUUUGCUACGUUACAGCCUUAUUCUAAAAUGGAUUAAAUUGUUAUUUCCCCCUCAUCAGUCUACACUCAAUACCACAUAGAGACAAAGUAAAAACAGGUUUUUGAAAUGUUUGCGAAUGUAUUAACUGAUAUCACAUUUACGUAAAUAUUCUCACCCUUUACUCAGUACUUUGAAGCCCCUUUGGCAGCGAUUACAGCUUCGAGUCUUCUUGGGUAGGACGCAUGGCACACCUGUAUUUGUGGAGUUUCUCCCAUUCUUCUCUGCAGAUCCUCUCAAGCUCUGUCAGCUCUCUCAAGCUCUGUCAGAUGUUUGAUCGGGUUCGAGUCCGGGCUCUGGCUGCGCCACUCAAGGGCGUUGAGACUUGUCCCGUAGCCCCUCCUGCGUUGUCUUGGCUGUGUGCUUAGGGUCGUUGUCCUGUUGGAAGGUGAACCUUCACCCCAGUCUGAGAUCUGCUCUAGAGCAGGUUUUCAUCAAGGAUCUCUCUGUACUUUGCUCCGUUCAUCUUUCCCUUGAUCCUGACUAGUCUCCUAGUCCCUGCGGAUGAAAAACAUCCCCACAGCAUGCUGCCACCACCAUGCUUCACUGUCGGGAUGGUGCCAGGUUUCCUCCCGAAGUGAUGCUUGGCAUUCAGGCCAAAGAGUUCAAUCUUGGUUUCAUCAAACCAGAGAAGCUUAUUUCUGAGAAUCCUUUAGGUGCCUUUUGGCAAACUCCAUGUGCCUUUUACUGAGUGGCUUCCGUCUGGCCACUCUAACAUAAAGGCCUGAUUGGUGGAGUGCUGCAGAGAUGGUUGUCCUUCUGGAAGGUUCUCCACAGUCUAUCUCUGGAGCUCUGUCAGAGUGACCAAGGCCCUUCUCCCCCGAUUGCUCAGUUCGUCCGGGCGGCCAGCUCUAGGAAGAGUUGGUGGUUCCAAACUUAUUCCAUUGAAUAAUGAUGGAGGGCACUGUGAUCUUGGGGACCUUCAAUGCUGCAGGGAUUUUUUCGGUAUCCUUCCCCAGAUAUGUGCCUCAACACAAUCCUGUCUCGGGGCUCUACGGACAAUUCCUUCGACCUCAUGACUUGGUUUUUGCUCUGACAUGCACUGUCAACUGUGGGGCCUUAUAUGGACAGGUGUGUGCCUUUCCAAAUCACGUCCAAUCAAUUUAGCUUACGACAUGUGGACUCAAUCAAGUUGUAGAAACAUCUCAAGGAUGAUCAAUGUAAACAGGAUGCAUCUGAGCUCAAUUUUGAGUCUCAUAGCAAAGGGUCUGAAUACUUAUGUAAAUAAGGUAUUUCUGUUUUUACUUUAAUACAUUUGCAAAAACUUAAUUUCGCUUUGUUUAUUAGGGGGUGUUGUGUGUAGAUUUGAGGAUUUUUAUUUAAUCGAUUUUAGAAUAAGGCGGUAACAAAGUGGAACAAGUCAAAGGGUCUGAAUACUUUCCGAAUGCACUGUACGUAGACACAUAACAGCCUGCUCCUGGACCAUUGCACUCGCACAACAUGCAAUUCAAUCAUAUAUGGCUACCAUGUGCGUCCAAUUUUUCAAUAGUUAACUGAUUUGGAUUUUGGCAAUCGGUUAGGAUUAAUUGUUAGAAUUGUUAUUUCAAAAUGAGAUGCUGAUCCUCUGCAUAGGAAUUCAUAUUUGGUAGUCUAAUCUGACCUUUCAAUCAGGAUUAAAUUGCGUUUUUGCAUUUUUCAAAACUUAAGGUACUGAUUAGGAUAGUUUUGAAGCCGAAAUUCAGGAUGAUCUUGAUCCCACUUGAAGGGUGGACUUAGAAAGGUGAAAGGCACUACAACCAAGAAAUGUCUGACUAAAGUGAAGUUAAAAAUAUAUAAAUACUAAAUGUAAAACUAAAUGUUCAUUCUGUUAAAUUGACCUCAAUAUAAGUAUGUGGUCAGUUGCUAGGCUACAUUUGAAGUUUCAAAUGUUUGUACUUAAUGAUAUACAGGCACAAACUAAUCAAAUUACCUUUAUUCGUGUAGUUUACACUCUUUCCCUAUGACAGUGUAGAAGUAGUACCAUAACCUGUCCGGUUGAGGGCAAGGUGUAGUUCUGUUCAAAGCUCUGAAAAGCUGUAUUAUGUGAUCUUGAUAUUGUGGUAUCUGGAUCAAAAUGAGACAUUUUAUUUUCUGAAAAAGUCUUAACAGCAACAUCGAUCUGAUCCUGGCUUAAGAGGAUUACAGAAUCCAGAUCAUUCUGAUCCAGAAUAAAAGUUUUGCAAGAUAAAAAAUAAAUCACCCCUGGUUACCAACUGAAGCAUCACAUUGGUUAAUAAAUUACCCUAACGAUACAGGCCACUCAAAUCAGGAAGUUGCCGCCUCUCCCCCGAGUUGACACCUAUUGGUCUACUCAGUCAGAGAAACAGUUUGCAUCUGAACACCAGGUUGAAAGGAGAGUCACUUUUAGCUCUAAAACAUGCUGGAUCAGGUAGUGCUCAUUGCAGGAGUAACGGUGUUGGGUGUGUUACAGCAAGCUUACUUCUCUCUACAGGUGAUAUACGCCAGACGCAAGUACUCUGUCUCCCCACCCAGCACUUCAGGACCCCCAGAGUUUGAGAGGGUCUUCAGAGCUCAAGCCAACUGCUCUGAAUAUUUCCCGAUCUUCAUCAUCAUCCUAUGGGUGUCUGGACUCUUCUUCAGCCAAGGUCUGUCCGCACUAUGUGGACUCCUAUACCUGUACGGGCGUUACCAGUACUUCAGGGGCUAUGCUAAAUCGGCACAUGGACGACUAGCCCCUCUGUAUUUCAGUGCCAAGGUUCUGUGGGUUCUGAUCGGGUUCUCCACCCUGGGGAUUCUGGGUUUUAUGUGUCGGUUCUACCUGGAUCUGGACCUGAAGCAGCUCGCCAGUUCUGUCCUCGGCCUGACUGAGGAGGAGGGGGGGGGGGGACUAUAAGGGAUGAGCAGGAGGAGAAGAGAUUAAAGGAGAGAUGAUGGGUUACACUAACAACUGUAGACAGGCUACCUUCAUUGCCAAAUCAAGACAACUAAAUGGAAUGGUUGAUUGAAGUAGGGAAAGGUAUGUUCCAACCGUGAGCUGCAGUUUUGAAAUAAUAGAUGUGUCCGGUCUAGGCCUAUUACUGGCUAUUUUACGAACUGCUUAUGUGCCAUUUAGAUUGCAGUUACAGUCCCCCUAAACCAAGGCAUGUUUCAGACUGAAAUAUCGAACAAAAACAUUGUUUUGAUGAAAGCAAACAGGGUCGGCCUAUUCAUUAAUUAGUAAAGUUAGUUUAAUCUUUUCCAAAAACCUGCACACCAAGUGUAAGCUCAUAUCUUGCCAAAUGUGGGUACCAAAUGGUUAAGAAGGGAAUCAUUUAAGCUUUAAUUCUGUUAACUGUAUGUCUCAACUCAUAUUAUUAAGCGGAUUACUCCCUGUUAAAACGGGAGCAGACUGUGAUAUUGAUUAGAAAGAAGCACCUGUUUGGGUAGCGUAAGUCGCAGCUCAAAUUGUGCGUGCAGUCCUUCAUUUAGUAAACCACCUUGCAACUCAAGUAGGCCUAAGUGUUUUUCAAUUUAGACAGAAUAUAGGCCUAAACAUUUUAUUUAGUUGUUCAGUGUGGUGGCUGACUACUGUGUUAGCUAUCCGGUGUAUUUAGUGUCAUUAAUUUGGAAAAAGAAAAAGGCUUGUGGAAAAAGCAACUCCCUUGCUAUCAUUAUUGCCAAAUAAUAAAAUGUAAUCUUACUUCACUUGUCUACUAUUAGGCUACUGUAGAAGGUUAAAAGUAUAUAAAUUAUCCACAUUUGUGAAUUCCAACUCUGUUCAAGCAAGGGAACUUCCUUACAAAAUUAGCAUGCAUUUUUUUUUAAGUGGUUAGACUGUUGUCAUAUGUGUUGCUGAUGCAUCCAAACAAUGUUAAAGCCCCAUGCUUAUUUUAUUUUGAAAUCAUUGUAUGUCUAAAUCUGUUUAUUUAUUGAAAAUAACUCAAUAUAUUUAUAAUUUAUUCCCAGAGCCUCCUUUUGCCAUUGAAAUGUUCAGUCUGAUAUUGUGGGUGUGUUGAUAAAAAUGUAAAUAUUUACAUACUCAGCCCUGAUUGGUGGCAAGAAUCAUCUAGUCCAGGGAUUGGCAACUGGCGGCCCAGCCCUCCCUUUGUAGGCGCGCGGACCAAUUUCCAAAGAAAAGAUUGUUGCGAUCUAAACUUGCAGUAAUCAUGAUUGAAUUACCAAACAUUUCUCUCCACUCUAUUGCAAAAUGUGUAGAAAUGCAGAAAGUUAGCUGUAAAACGGCAAAUUUUUCUCUCUGCCCCAUGGCAAAAUUUGUAGAAUUGCAUGAAAUGAUUUAUAAAAUUGCAAAAUCUUCUCUCCACUCCAUUGCAAAAUGUGUAGAUUUUCAGCAAACUUGCUUUAAAACUGCAAAUGUUGCUUAGGGCCUCCAAAAGGUCUGCUCUGACUGCAUGUGUGGGUAUGCAGACCCACGAGCCAGUACGGCCUCCCAUGAUGAGUUCAGAUUUUUUGUGGCCCUCACCCCCAUCGAAGUUGCCCAUCCCUGGUCUAGACUCUCUAUAGCCUAGAGCAGGGGUGUCAAACUCAUUUCGCAUCGUGGGCCACAUACGGCCUAGGGAGAUGUCAAGUGGGCCGGACCAUUAAAAUUAUACCAUACUCUGCUAUAAAUAACCAAAAUAUCAUGUCUUUCCUUUGUUUUGGUGUAAAGAAGCACAAGAACAUUAGGAAAAUAUUGAAAUUUAAUGAACUAUCCUUUUACAAAACAUUUCAUGAAACACCUCAUAUUUCCUUAGACAAAUGUGCAAUUUACUUUUAUCAUUCACAAAUAUGCAUUGCAACUGAUCCCACUGAUUGUACAAAGGCACAAAACUUUAAUUGGUACUGAAAAAUAUAGUAAUGCACUUUAAGAUUAAAUGAGACUUUUAAAGAAAGGAAUUUUUAAACCACUUACACAUACGCAUAUUAAAAUCUAAAUGUAAUCCCUGCGUACACCUUACAAACUAAGGAGAGUGAUUUUAAAUGUGUAAUGAAGAAAGUGUUCGCCUGUCCUGUAAAUCUGUAAACUUCAUACAUGAAACAUACAUACACAUACAAUACAUACUGAAAAUUUAUGGAGUUGUAUGAACAGUAGAAUUCCAUCACACAACUUUUGUUUUGAAGCUGCUGACUAACAUUAAAGUGCACAUUUUUUAAAUCACCACAGUAAGGAUUCAUCUUCACAGAGCUGUAUUCUUUCAAUGCAAACAGUAUCUAAGGCAGCAUUUUAAAGGUGUUAGUCUAGUCUGGACUUGUAUUUGUUCCUGAAACUUGGCAUCUUUUGGCCUGUACAAGUGCAUCAACACCAGGUGCAACACCAGGUGUCAUGUCCUGACUAGCUGUCACUUUCAGAAUGUCAUUUAAGUGCUUGUUUGUGAGCCUUGAACGCAUUUUUGUUUUAUUGAUAUUCAUCACUGAGAAAAUUUGUUCACAAAGGUAGGUUGUCUCAAACAUGCACAAAAUUUUAGCAGCCAGGGCUGUUAAUUUGGGGUACCCUGGUAGUAGAUACUGAUAAAAUCUGUCCAGACCUACAGAGGCAAAUUUGCCCUUCAAAUCUGCAUCACACUGCAAAUCAAUUAUCUCUAGCUGAAUUUCGACCGGCAGAUCAGAAGCUUUAACUGUGAAAGGUGAGCGAAAAACUGAAAAUUCUGUCUCAAGUUCACCAAAUACCUGAAAACGUUUCUCAAACUCCCGCAGUAGUCCUGCAAUUUGACUGCUGUUUCCUCAGACCCGCCAGCAAUUCGUUAAUCUUAUCUCUUCUCAGUUGUCCUUGCAAGCCGUCAUAUUUUUCGCUGUGAUGAGUCUCGUAGUGGCGUCGAAUAUUAUAUUCCUUCAAUACCGAAACUUGUUGCAAACACACCAAGCACGAAGGUUUUCCGUGCAUCUCUGUAAAUAAAUAGGACGUGGUCCAUUUUUCUUUGAAAAUUCUACACUCCUUAUCUACUUUUCUCCGUUUGGAUAACGACAUUUUGGCUAAUGAGGGUGUAGCGGAGAGGUAGAGACCAAGGUAUUAACAACGUCGUAACAAGCAGCAGAUGGCGCAUUGAUACCGUCUGCUGUUUUCAGUCUGUCUCAGUGAUGCGGCUUGUCUUCUACUCUGAUGGAAAGAGUGCGCCCCUUAGCGGAUAAUCCAUGAAUUGCAGCGAAUUAAAAAUAUUAAUUCCAUGUCUUUUAUGCAUUUUUUCCACUUUCAAAUUAUCCUGCGGGCCUGAUCGAACCUCCUUGGGGGCCGGUUCCGGCCCGCGGGCCGUAUGUUUGACACGCCUGGCCUAGAGAGUGCCACCCGUGUACCCCUUCAAAGUAGGAGGAUACAUAUGCAAAUUAAAGAUGACUGGUCAUUGGUCAGAAUAAUAAGAUUCUGAUGUCAUUAUCUGGACCUAAAAUGUCAUCUCACCUAAAGAAAGAUAUAUAUAUAUAUAUAUAUAUAUAUAUAUAUAUAUAUUUUGGUGCAUGUUAACUGACCAUUUUAUUUUGGGUAAGUAAAACAUGACCUGUUUUUGGCCAAUGCAGCUGUUUUUAUAUCAAAAAUAUCUGUGUAACAAUUGAGUACCUUACAGUAAUAGUUUUCCAUUAAAAUGGACCAAAAUAGCCUUUUAGCUAAAAUUUAUUAGGCACUGGGCCUAAUGUCAACACAAAUAUAUUAUGUGAAAUGGUUUUUGGAAUCCCCUGUUUUCCAUUGGUGAUUUAGUUUCUGUUGUAUGGCCCAGUGAUCUGUGCUGGAUCUUGGUGUUAAACAUCAAUAAAUAAAAAACAUUUGGAUUACUUUUGA